AUGUCGGAUCGAGAAGAUCUUGACGUUGUUGCUGCUGUUAUGCUGUUGCUGCAGAAACUGUGCCCGAAGAAACUUGCCUUGAAAUCAAAAGAUGUCUACAUGAACAAGCCCUCUGCAAAGGAAAUCUGGAAUGCUCUCGAGGAGCAAUACAAGGAUAAGGAGAAGCUUUCCAUGUCUCACAUCAUUGAUAAGUUCUUUGACUCCAAAUUCGAAGAUGGCACUAAGUCAGCGCCCAAGAAGCCUCGUCUCCUGUCGUCGCAAACGACGACAAAUUCUCAUACUUCGACAUCGAACACCACUCGGAGCUUCGAUACGAGCUCGAGUCACCAAGAUGCCAGCUUUAAGGAGAGCUUGCCAGGGCACGUGCGAGCUCCGGCGGUGUUCAAGUGUGUACGUGUGACGUCGGUGGAGGACGAUGGAGAGGAUGAGUAUGCGUACCAAGCAAUGGUGAAGAUUGGGGGCCAUGUUUUUAAAGGGUUUCUUUAUGAUCAAGGAUCCGAUGAAGGAGCUGGAGUUGACAACAGCAACAACAAUGCAAACAAUAACAGCAAUGCAAUUCCUAAUAUUUCAGAGCUUCAUUUGGGAGGCGGAUCUGGCGCCGGCGCCGGCGGCCGGAGUAUGGUUCCGGCGACCGACAUGUCGAGUUUACUCGGAGGUACAAAUUAUGGCAACCAAAUAAGUUAAUUUAUGAUUAUAGCUCCUCUCGAUCAUGAAUGAUGAACAAGUAAAAUAUCUGAUAUUAUUGUCUAGUUUUAAUUCUUUGUAUGAUUGGUAUCAUGCAUUGUAUUGUAUGUAACUUUUUUAGACCAUUAGUCAAUAAUUAAUCUCAUCUAAGAUUAUAUAUA
Asparagus officinalis (garden asparagus) is the source of this 845-nucleotide messenger RNA. Its product is annotated as protein LATERAL ROOT PRIMORDIUM 1-like. Lineage: Eukaryota; Viridiplantae; Streptophyta; Magnoliopsida; Asparagales; Asparagaceae. Bases 1 to 684 code for a protein of 227 amino acids. Gene Ontology annotation, molecular function: DNA-binding transcription factor activity; DNA binding. The record is from RefSeq and is a predicted model, not a curated record. Gene Ontology annotation, cellular component: nucleus. Gene Ontology annotation, biological process: positive regulation of DNA-templated transcription. The transcript has 4 exons.